AUGGGCAAGUGGAGCAGGGAGGCUGUACCCGGGGUGGUGGAUGCUGGGGCAGGGGCUGGUGCUGAGCUCACCCCUGUCCUGAGGCACGAGCAGCAGGUGGAUGUGCUGGAACGCCUGGACUUUGUCCUGGGAAACAUCCUGGAGCUGAGGAGGGAGGUGGAGGAGCUGCGGAGCAGCCUGCAGGGCCUGGCUGCAGAGAUCGUGGGCCAAGUCAGGUCCCAUCUGGAGGAAACCCAGCGAGGGAGGCGCCGGAGGCAGUUCCCGUGUGCCAGGGAGAGGAGUGAUUCCACAGGCUCCAGCUCCAUUUAUUUCACAGCCAGCUCUGGAGCAGCCAACGGGGAUGAUGGGGAGAGUGAAGGAGGGUACAUGACGGCCAAUGCCGAGUCUGACUACGACCGGGACACCGAGAGGGAGAGCGAAGAGGGGGAAGAUGCCGUGAGCUCUGACGCGGUCGGGACCACGCGCCGGGGUUCCCUGCAGCUGGGCACUGAGGCUGAGCCACGUGUACCCUCGGAUUCCGGGCAGGAGGAAGGGCUGGGCCAGCUCCUGCAGCAGGCUGACCGCCUGCACUGCGGGGACGCGCAGGAGAAGAGGGAGGGGUUCCAGCUGCUCCUCAACAACAAGCUGGCGUAUGCAGAGCAGAAGGACUUCCUGUGGCGCCUGGCCCGGGCACACAGCGACAUGUGCGAGGUCACCGAGGACGCCGACGAGAAGAGGACGUACGCCCUGGAGGGGAAGGAAGAUCUGGAAGCUGCCUUACAGAAGUGGGAUCAGAGUGCUGAGUGCCAUCAGUGGUAUGCUGUGCUGUGUGGGCAGCUGGCGGAGCACGAGAGCAUCCAGAAGCGCAUCCAGACCGGGUACAUUUUUAAGGAACACGUCGAUAAAGCGAUUGAGCUGAAGCCAGAGGAUCCCAAGUCUCACUACCUGCUGGGCAGGUGGUGUUACGAGGUGUCCCACCUGGGCUGGCUUGAGAAGAGAACUGCUGCUGCCUUGUUUGAAACGCCCCCGAGCGCCACGGUGGAGGAUGCUCUGCAGAGCUUCCUGCGGGUUGAGGAGCUGAACCCAGGGUUUUCCAAAGCAGGGAGAGUCUACAUUGCCAAGUGUUACAGGGAGCUGGGGAACAACUCUGCAGCUGCUCUCUGGAUGAAUCUUGCCUCGGAGCUGCCAGCUGGUACCAGAGAGGAUGCAGAAAGUGAGAGGGAGCUCGAAGAGAUGCAGAGCAGCUUGGUGGAGUGA
Molecule: messenger RNA, 1236 nt
Organism: Chaetura pelagica (chimney swift)
Lineage: Eukaryota; Metazoa; Chordata; Aves; Apodiformes; Apodidae
Gene: RMDN3
Product: regulator of microtubule dynamics 3
Exons: 12
Coding region: 1-1236 (411 amino acids)
Cellular component (GO): mitotic spindle pole; spindle microtubule; cytoplasm
Molecular function (GO): microtubule binding
Source: RefSeq, a predicted model, not a curated record